AUGUUACAAUCGAUGGGCCUAAUCAAUGAAGUGUCUGCCUCUAUUGAGGCUUCUAAUGAGGAAUUGAGACGAUUAAGUCUGGAGAUCUUCAACAACCCCGAGGAGCGAUUCCACGAGUUCAAAGCCUGCAAGCUUCUAUCGGAUUGGUUUGAAAACCGAGGUUGGACCGUGAAGAGAGGCGUGUACGGUCUUGAGACCGCAUUUGAAGCGCGUUUCUCCGUGAAGGAAGGAGGCAGGGUCAUCUGCUUUAAUGCGGAGUAUGUGGCAUCGGCCAUUGCGGUCGAGACAGCUCUCAAAGCACAUUCGCUGCCAGGCACCGUGGUCGUUAUGGGCACCCCUGCCGAAGAGUCCGGCGGUGGCAAAUGGAUCAUGGCUAAGAACGGAGCCUGGCAGGGGUUCGACGCGUGCAUCAUGUCACACGGCAUGAGGGACUGGAGUAGCCCGGUGUGUGUCUCGAAAGCAUCGUGGAAGGUGCAAGCCAAGUACUACGGCAAGACCGCUCACGCUGCCGCGGGGCCAUGGACAGGGCUGAACGCAUGCGACGCCAUUGUCCAGGCGUAUACUGGUAUAGCCUUGUUGCGGCAGCAGGUGCACAAGAGCGAGUCCAUCCAGGGCUGCAUCCUCGAGGCGGGGAAGGCCGCAAAUCUCAUCCCGGCCUAUGCCGAGGGCGCCUUUAGCAUUCGUGCUCCGAACACGAAGGCACUAGGUGCACUCCGGAAGCGCUUCGAGCCCAUCUUUGAGGCUGCUGCGACAGCAACAGGCUGCAAGGUCGAACUUGAUUGUGACUUCGGAAGCUGUUCAUACAUCUGCCCAGGCAUUCAGGUCAUGUUUAGCAUCAAUGCAUCCGACCUCCCUCAUUCCGUUGGCUUCCGAGAAGCAGCUGAAAGCGUCUUCGCACAUAAGGAGGCUCUCAGGGCUGGCAAGGCAAACGCGCUCGUAGGGCUCGACGUUUUGAUGAAUGAUACAUUCGCAGAAGAAAUGAAGGCUGAGUUCAAGGAAUCCAUGAUGAGAGAAGGCGCCGUCCUGACGGCCACUGCUUACGCCGCGCUCGCGACACCGCCAAUGGUCCCGAGAACAGCGGCCGGCAGGGCCGAAUCACCGGCUCCUAGCGUGACAUCUACCGAGUUCGUGUCGCCUUUUGUGACGCCGGAUCCGGUGGGCUGCUACUUGGCCAACAUCACGCAAUUCUUCGAUGUGACGACAGCCAGCGGCGCCCUAUCUACCGCUAUGGCGUCGUACGGCGACGUGUUGCUCGAGCCCUGCGUGUCUACGGCUACCGGGAUCGACAGGUUCGACUGCUCCGUCGCGCCUUCGCAGUGGUGUGGCCUGUCCACGGCGAUCCCGCCUGCUAUUCUCUCCGACUACUCCUCCUAUGCUAGAGGAGCAUACUCGUUCUGGACGGCCAAGAGCUCGGCAGCCAUGUCUGCCUCCUCAAGGUGCCCCGUCUUGUGGAACAGGCCCUCCUUCGAGGCGCGUAUUUGGUUGAACCUGACCAUCGCCUUCGCGGAAUGCUACGCAGCAGCGGCAGCCAACCCGGAUCUGACGUCUGCUUCGGGCCUUUCGUCGUCUACAGCUCGCUCGGCCCCUGCGACUUCCUCGCUUCCGCCAACUGCCUUGAGGACCUCGUCGCCCACAAACGGCGUUAUCGGCCGAAAACAGGGCAUGGGGAUGUGGAUGCUGGCAAGCAUAGGCAUGGCAGCUGCGGGGGGCGCUGGCGGCUUGCCUCAGGUGCCGACAACGCAAACUCAAGUGCGGAGGCCCCGACCAAAUACCAUGUCGUCGGUGCCGCACGAGCGGCUCCGAGUCGACUCUUACGAUGCGAAGAUUGCUACACUCGAGCAACGCCUCAAGCAGGUAGAGGACGAAUUACGCCAAGAAAUAGUCGAACUCAGAAACACUGUCACUCGCGGCAGAGCAGGGUCCAGUCCCGAAGUGGCUGGUCCUGGUUCAGAUGCAAGCCAUAACGGAGAUGAAAUCUCUCCCUCUUCGGCUUUCCGGUCCGGAGGCACGCUUGAAAACAUUCCCCGCAUCAGGACUGCGAAUGGAGACGAAGAUAUUGUGUCGAAAAGUUUAGUCAGUGAUUCUGAGUGGGAAGAACUAUAUGAGUUGACUACGAUUGCUUUCUUGAAUGACCAGAUGCUUCCGUCCAGCAAGGAGGCUCGGAAACACCCCCUUCUCGCAUUGGCGAUAUGUACCGUUGCAUCACGAGCAAUUAGGCCUCGCAAGUAUCAGUACUUCAUCGACGAGAGCGACAAGCUGAUCAGGGGACUUUUCAGCGGGCCGGGACCUGAUCUCUUGAGCAUCGUUGCCCUCAUGGUGCUUGCAGCCUGGACUGGCCGUAUCCGGCUGUGGGGGUUCAUCGCAUCUCUGGCCGUGGAACUAAAACUCAAUGAAAGUGCUCUCCAGCUCGGCGAAAAGUCUGUCGAGAAGACUCAAGAUCUCAUCGAACGUGCGCGGCUUUGGUUCUCUCUCUGCUGUUUUGAUUUGAUAUUGAACGCGACGCGUCCCUUCUUCACGAACAGAAUGAACGAGUAUCUUGUCAACGUUAGGCAUCUACUGCACUCCCCCUUUACUCGUGCUGUUGAUUAUCGAAUUUGUGCAUAUGCGGAGGGCUUUACCAUCGUUGGAGAUGCGAAAGGGCAAAUACAGAUGUCCCAGCUUCUGGCCCAACCAAUCCCUCAGAAGAUCAUCGACAGUCUCGUGUCGCUGGACCAGAGAGCUGAUGCCUGGUUCCAUGAGAUCAAUAACGAUCUUGAUCCUCUUUACCAGACAUUUCAUGAGCAACAAGAUCGGAAUCGCUUCAUGGUUCCUUACACGUACAUUAAACUUUACGUAAACGGCCUUGCCUUGAAUGGUCUCAUGUUGAGCAGUGGGCAUGCAGAUCCCAUCCGUCUUGGCUUCGUUCAAAAGGCAGUCGAUAACGCUUGCCUGCUGAUCCAAGUGCAAUUUGAAUCCGAUUCAUUUCGGCAGGCAUUGAGGUAUUCCAUGGAUUACAACGGAAACACGACGUAUUAUGCAAGCGGCUUCAUCUCAAAGGCGAUGAAUUUGGUUCAUCCUGAACUUGACUGUGAUAAAUGCCUGCUCGCACUGCAACGAGCUGCACACAUGUUCGAACAGGCAAGCGCCACCGAGACCGCAGUAGAGAUACGGAAGGAGAUAGAGAGACUGGCGUCCUUGACGAGUACGGUUUUACCUUCUCCGGAGGCUUUGGAUCAGGAAAUCAGCGACGCACAGCUUGAGUGCUUGUUUGACAUUCCAAGCUUCCUAGGUGCAAUGAUGUCUCAAGUGCCUGGACGCACUGUAGUCGAGGAGGGUUCGAGGGCAGCCAUAUUAGCUCUCGCUGAAAGGGACUGGCCCAGGACUGAUCACGACUUUAAGUCCAUGAAUACAUAG
Messenger RNA from Thyridium curvatum, 3393 nucleotides. RefSeq lists its product as uncharacterized. Bases 1 to 3393 code for a protein of 1130 amino acids. NCBI's taxonomy places the organism in Eukaryota, Fungi, Ascomycota, Sordariomycetes, Thyridiales, Thyridiaceae. The record is from RefSeq and is a predicted model, not a curated record. The transcript has 13 exons. Gene Ontology annotation, molecular function: dipeptidase activity.